Danio aesculapii is the source of this 2887-nucleotide messenger RNA. RefSeq names its product VPS41 subunit of HOPS complex (gene vps41). The coding region runs from base 173 to 2737 and encodes 854 amino acids. The record is from RefSeq and is a predicted model, not a curated record. Gene Ontology annotation, biological process: macroautophagy; protein targeting to vacuole; endosomal vesicle fusion. The transcript has 29 exons. Lineage: Eukaryota; Metazoa; Chordata; Actinopteri; Cypriniformes; Danionidae. Gene Ontology annotation, molecular function: protein binding. Gene Ontology annotation, cellular component: late endosome; HOPS complex.
GUCAUGUGACCCAGUGGCCGUAAUAAUGAACAGCGCAUGACUAGCCUGGAUGGUUUAUUGUGCUAAAUAACCGAUUUGGGUGUAAAUAAAGAUUAUUAAAGUUGUCGGUAAACUGUAAAUUGUCAGACUAAAACGAAAUCUGCCUUAAAACAUCACGUCUGGAGCUUGUACCAUGGCGGAAGUGGAGGAGCAGGGAAGAAAACUAAGUGAAGAAUCCACAGACGAGUCUGAGGAAGAAGACACAGAGGAGGAGCCUAAACUGAAGUACGAGAGACUGACCAACGGUGUGACAGAGAUCUUACAGAAGGAUGCAGCCAGCUGCAUGACAGUGCAUGACAAGUUCCUGGCUCUUGGGACGCACUUUGGGAAGGUUUUUCUUUUGGAUAUUCAAGGAAAUGUUACGCAGAAGUUUGAAAUUAGCUCUGUGAAAAUUAAUCAGAUCAGUUUGGAUGAGAGCGGGGAUCAUGUUGGCAUCUGCUCUGAGGAUGGAAAGGUGCAAGUAUUUGGCCUGUACACCAGGGAGGGCUUCCACGAAAACUUUGACUGUCCCAUCAAGGUCGUGGCGCUGCACCCUCAGUUCAGCAAGUCCAACAAUAAACAGUUUGUGACUGGAGGAAAUAAGCUUUUGCUGUAUGAGAGGAACUGGCUGAACCGCUGGAAGACCUCAGUUCUACAUGAAGGAGAGGGAAACAUCACCAGUGUGAAAUGGAGAGGAAAUCUCAUCGCCUGGGCAAACAAUGUGGGUGUGAAAAUCUAUGACAUCAGCAGUAAACAGCGCAUCACUAACGUUUUGCGGGACAACACCAGUCUUAGGCCGGAUAUGUAUCUCUGCAGUCUGUGCUGGAAAGACAACACCACGUUAAUCAUCGGCUGGGGCUGUUCUGUUAAGAUCUGUGCUGUUAAAGAGCGUGACCCAACAGAGAUUAGAGAUCUACCCAGUCGCUAUGUUGAGAUCGUGUCAGCAUUUGAGACGGAGUUCUUCAUUAGUGGACUGGCACCUUUGGCAGAUCAGCUGGUCACUCUGUACUAUGUCAAAGAGAAUUCUGAUCACAUGGAAGAGGAGUUUAGAACACGGCCUCGUUUAGACAUCAUCCAGCCAUUACCAGAGGGAUGUGAAGAGAUCUCAUCAGACGCCCUCACUGUACGCAACUUCCAGGAGAACCAGUGCAGGGACUACAGGCUUGAACACUCUGAGGGAGAGUCUCUAUUCUACAUCAUCAGUCCUAAAGACAUCGUAGUGGCUAAAGAAAGAGACCAGGAUGACCAUAUUGACUGGCUUUUGGAAAAGAAGAAAUAUGAGGAAGCACUGAUGGCAGCAGAGAUCAGCUUUAAAAAUAUUAAAAGGCAUGAUGUACAGAAAAUUGGAAUGGCGUACAUCAAUCAUUUGGUGGAGAGAGGAGAUUAUGACACAGCUGCCAGAAAGUGUCAAAAAGUGCUAGGCAAGAAUAUGGAUCUCUGGGAGAAUGAAGUGUACAGGUUCAAAACAAUUGGCCAGUUGAAAGCCAUUAGUCAGUACCUACCGAGAGGAGACUUGCGCCUUCGACCAGCUAUUUAUGAGAUGAUCCUUCAUGACUUCCUCAAGACUGACUAUGAGGGUUUUGCCACACUGAUUCGUGAGUGGCCUGGAGAGCUGUAUAACAACAUGGCUAUAGUUCAGGCAGUAAUUGAACACCUGAAGAAGGACCCCACCAACAGCAUUCUCCUUACCACACUCGCAGAGCUAUACACAUAUGAUCAACGUUAUGAUCGAGCUCUGGAAAUCUACCUGAGACUGAGACACAAAGAUGUUUACCAGCUCAUUCACAAACACAACCUGUUCUCCUCCAUCAAGGACAAGAUUGUCUUGCUCAUGGAUUUUGACAAAGAGAAAGCUGUUGACAUGCUGCUGGAUAAUGAAGAUAAAAUAUCGAUGGACAAAGUGGUGGAGGAAUUAAAAGACAGGCCCGAGCUCUUACAUGUGUAUUUGCACAAGCUGUUUAAGCGAGACCACCAUAAGGGACAGAAGUAUCAUGAGAGGCAGAUCAGUUUAUAUGCUGAGUUUGACCGACCAAACCUGCUGCCCUUCCUCAGAGAGAGCAUGCACUGCCCACUAGAGAAGGCUCUGGAAAUCUGUCAGCAGAGGCACUUUGUAGAAGAGACAGUCUUCCUGCUCAGUCGUAUGGGGAACUGCAGACGGGCUCUGCAGAUGAUCAUGGAGGAGCUGGCAGAUGUGGACAAGGCCAUCGAGUUUGCCAAAGAGCAGGAUGACAAAGAACUCUGGGAGGAUCUCAUCUCUUACUCAAUAGACAAACCACCUUUUAUCACAGGACUCUUGAAUAACAUUGGAACCCAUGUGGACCCAAUCCUGCUCAUUCAUCGCAUUAAAGAAGGGAUGGAGAUUCCUAACCUCAGAGACUCACUGGUCAAAAUCCUACAGGACUACAAUCUACAGAUUUUACUGCGGGAAGGCUGUAAGAAGAUCCUGGUGGCCGAUUCUCUGUCUCUUCUCCAGCGGAUGCACAGGACACAGAAGAGAGGAGUGCGGGUGGAUGAGGAAAACAUCUGUGAGUCGUGUCACACUCCUAUUCUACCAUCAGACACAGCUCAAGCAUUCAGUGUGGUGGUGUUUCACUGCAGACACAUGUUCCACAAAGAAUGUCUGCCGUCGCCUGGAUCUAUCCCAGGGAUACAGUAUUGUAACAUCUGCAGUGCGAAGCGCAGAGGACCAGGCAGCGGCAUCCUGGAGAUGAAGAAAUAAUAAUUUCUGCUCACUAGAACAACAGUUAGUCAAUUAACACUCGCUCAGUAGAACCUGUACCCUUUACUGGUGGUAUUUAUUAAUGCAAGCUCGUGAUCUGCAUGUGAUUGUUUAACAUAAACAGCGCCAAUAAAGCACUUCCAUAAUUUA